ACUGGCGCUGAUCAUGAUAGUUGAUUGUGCUAGAUACUUUACAUGCUUUUACCCCUCCUCAUCUCCCCUCCUCAUCUCCCCUCCUCAUCUCCCCUCUUCCUUCUUCCUGUCAUCGUUAAUAUCUUUCAACCCCGGCAGAAUCGAAUACUAUCAACUACGUAUCAACUAUCUUUGCCAAAGCAAUGAGAGAGUAUCAUGGCUUCUCUUACCCUUAACAUGCUACAGGAACCAAGAAUUCAAAUCUUCCUCUUAGGAGCAACUUUAUUUCUCUUCAUUGGUUUUAUCUUCGUCAAAAUAACUACUACUUUUACCUCCAAAAGCUCAGAGCAAGAAGAGGAAACUUUAAGCGCGUUUAAAUCUUUCCUCAAAUUCUUCUACGCCUCGUUUCUCAAACCACAUAAUGGAGAUGGAACUGUGAAUGGCCAGCAAGAUGCUCUGGAAAGUUUUUACAAAGCACAAGCGGGUGUCUAUGAUGCGACUAGGAAGCGGUUGUUGAGGGGAAGAGAGGAUAUGCUGGCGCUGGUGGCGGCACAAUUGGUUAAUAAGGAGAACAGGGAACAUAGGCAUGAGACGAAACGGAUUUGGGUGGAUGUAAGUCUUUUUCCUUAGAUUGAGAUGCUGAACAUAUUUUGCACUGUUCCGACACCAUUGAAUCUUUAAAUCUUCAAACUUCCCAAUAGACUAAUAAUAUCAAAUAGAUAGGCGGUGGUACCGGAUGGAACAUCGAAGCCAUGUCUAAAUAUGUUUCAGUCCCAGACUUCUUCUCCAGUAUUUAUCUUGUCGAUUUCUCACCCAGUCUUUGCGAAGUUGCACGAAAGAGAUUCCAGCGUCUUGGCUGGAAAAAUGUCAAAGUCGUAUGCCAGGACGCUCGCACCUUUCGUCUCGAAGAUCAUGAGGAUGUAGAUAUUGCAAGUGUAGGCUUUUCGCAGUCGCCUACCUCAAAUUAUUUCUCGGAUGCACAUGGUAUCGGUGGUGCGGAUCUUAUUACUUUGUCCUACAGUCUAUCUAUGAUUGUAAGUUUCCAUGUUGCCCUUGAUAUCGGGAUGCCUCGAUUGCUAAUUAUACAUAUAUAGCCUGACUUUUAUUCUGUAAUCGAUUCUUUGGCAAAAUUACUUGCUCCCACGGGAACAAUCGGCGUUGUAGAUUUCUACGUCCAAUCCAUUGUGGAUCUCAGCUGUAGGAACUACACGGGCGGCAUGAUAAACCGCCAUGUGAAUUGGCUAGGAAGGCUAUUCUGGCGAGCUUGGUUCGAUGUCGAUCGUGUGAAUUUAGAGGCUGGUCGGAGAGAUUACCUCGAAUACCGAUUCGGGACUGUCCUCAGCGCAGACUCGAGAAACUACCUUUUAGGUUCCAUUCCUUACUACAUGUGGCUCGGCUGUCAAAAGAAACCCGCAUCUUCACUCGCGGCUGCAAAUUAUCCCCAUGAAAUAGUCGAACGACUUGAUGCUGCUGCAACGGAAUCUCCAUACUUAUCUCCAAUCAAUCAUACCAAAGCACUAUCCCGCAAUAUCGACAGAUCAACACCACCGGAAAUACGAUCUAAAGCAUUCGAAGCCGCCAUUGUAAAUCUAUCUGCAAAUCUACCACUCCCUUCCUUCUUCUAUCAAAAUCAUCACUGGCGAAUUCACUACGACGAGCAACUCAAAAAACAUACCCAAUUCAAACAAGAAUACAUCUACGCCUUCACCUGGGAAGACACUCGCGUAGACGAACGACUCCUAAACAUCACCCACAACGACGUAAUCCUGGCAAUCACAAGCGCAGGCGACAACAUCCUAUCCUACGCACUCAAAUCCCCACGCCGAAUCCACGCCAUCGAUCUAAACCCCAACCAAAACCACCUUCUCGAACUAAAACUCGCCGCCUAUACCGCGCUCCCCUAUUCCGAUUUCUGGAAACUCUUCGGUCUGGGAAAACAUAUCCAUUUUCGGGACCUACUCCUCACGCAUCUUUCGCCGCAUAUGUCUUCACGCGCUUUUCAAUACUGGCUAAACCAUACGCAAGUUUUCACAGACAAUUCUCGCGGUUUAUACGAUACGGGUGGUUCUCGCCACGCUAUCCGCAUCAUCCGUCUCUUAUCCCAAACCCUCGGUUUCAGCCAUGAAAUCGAAGCUUUACUGCAGUCCAAAACUCUCAACGAGCAGCGCGAGAUCUGGAAAUCGAAAAUCCGUCCUAUAAUCAUGAGUCGACUAUUUGCCUACCUGAUUGUAUCCCAAGAAAAAUUCCUCUGGAACGCACUCGGGGUACCGAAAAACCAACUCCACAUGCUAGAAGCGGAUUAUAUUGCGUCUGAAAGCGCGGCGCGAAAUGCGUCGCCUUUGGAAUAUUCGGAAACGGAUCUGAAGAGGAGUAAAGGGCGCGCGGUGUGGGAAUACAUGGUUCAGACGCUGGAUCCGGUGAUUGAGAGUUCGGUGAUUGGGGAGGAGAAUCCGUAUUAUCUUGUUUGUCUUCAGGGGUUUUAUACGCGGAGAUGUCAUCCAGAUUAUUUGAGGGCGGGGGCUCAUCGCACCUUGUCGCGUCGUGGGGCGUUUGAUGGGUUGAGGAUUCAUACGGAUGAGAUUGAGGAGGUGCUGAGGAGGAUGGCCCCGGGUACUCUUACUAUUGCUGUUGUGAUGGAUAGUAUGGAUUGGUUUGAUCCCGGAGCCGAGGCUGCAGAAAUGCAGAUUAGGAAGUUAAAUAAGGCGUUGAAGAUGGGUGGUAGAGUACUAUUAAGAAGUGCAGCAUUAACACCGUGGUAUAUUGCCACAUUUGAGAAAUUGGGAUUCAGGGGUAAGAGAGUGGGAGCAAGAAUUGGAGGGGCUUGUAUUGAUCGGUUAGUAAUUUUGAUGUUCGGGAUAGAUGAGAAUUUUGCUAAUGUGUUGAAUACCUAGUGUUAAUAUGUAUGCUUCCUGCUACUUACUAACUAAAGUAGAAGAUCUGGAACCGUUGACUCCGGUAUCUAGUCCUGCAGGUAUAUCAGGCAGACAAGGAUCCAUGGACUUGGAGAAGUUGGAAAUUUGACUCUUCGACAGUGUAAAAUUCCACAAAACAGCUGCGAAAAGUCUAGAUGGUGACGGUAGUAGAAGGAUUCUUUGUGGAAGGCCGAUGAGGAGUAAAUCGCUUUUUUGAUCCAGCAACUUUAGUUGUAUCAGUUUG
Molecule: messenger RNA, 3135 nt
Organism: Sclerotinia trifoliorum
Lineage: Eukaryota; Fungi; Ascomycota; Leotiomycetes; Helotiales; Sclerotiniaceae
Source: the annotation of a GenBank genome assembly